AUGUCGAAAAAAAUUGAGGAAGGAAGUAGUGAUUCAGAUGAUGAUGAUGAGGAAUAUCAACCAACUGAUUCCGAUAACGAUAUUGAGGAGGGCGUACAAGACGGUGAUAAUACCAAAAAUGUCGUGCAGAAACGAAUAGACUCAGAGAACAUCAGUAACACAACAGAAACAGAAGAUGAACGACAAAAAAGAUUGGAGCUGAUGUUUUGUGAGUUCAUUGGUGGGGACCAUGAUGAGCCAAAAUUGUGCAAUAACAUGCCUUUAUCGACGGCGUCAUCUAAUUCUGAGUUGGAGUCAGCAGCCGAAAAAAAAAUAUCAGAGUCGGUUUGUGACUCAAUGGAUGAUAUUUUUGGUCCAAAAUGUGAUGACAGUAAUAUCCUUUUAAAUGUCGUACAGUCCUGUGAUGAUAGUGAGAUGCAACAAUCGGUACCUGUGAAAAGCAGAAAGAGGAAACCCUCCACUGGUUUAGUAACUACAAUAAAUGCUUUGUCUAAAAAAUCAAAGAGAAGUAUACUGGAAACGACAGCAAAAGAUUGGGGAGCUUUUAAGGUUGAAACAGGCAUUCAGGACGAGUUAACCACCCAUAACCGUGGAAAACAAGGAUACAUUGACCGCAUAGAAUUUCUAACUCGAACGGAUUAUCGACAGUUUGAGAUGGAACGUGCUGCUCGUGACGCUACUCGCAACAAAAAGUGA
This is a messenger RNA of Thelazia callipaeda (thelaziosis nematode), 696 nucleotides long. The record is from the annotation of a GenBank genome assembly. NCBI's taxonomy places the organism in Eukaryota, Metazoa, Nematoda, Chromadorea, Rhabditida, Thelaziidae.